CCCGGAACUGCCUUCAGCUACCUUUGUGUUUUAAAAAGGAGGAUAAGACUUUUCCAAUGAAUCAGUCUUCUUCCUCCUCUUCACCCAUUUCAUUGUCAAAUUCAAGAGACGACGGGCCUUCGUCUCCUAUAACAGGCAUGGCCUCCACCGACCGGAAUUGUCGACUUAAUGACAAUUUCGGGCUUAUAGUUCAGGGGAUUUUAGCUGCUGUGGCUUUCAGUACCCUUAUUUGUGAGUAAGAUUUUAAUAAUUUAGAUAAUAUUCGAUUUUUGCUCCAUAUUCAUCAUUCGCUGACGUAAACUGUUUUUUCCGAGAAUCACAACCAUCAUUUGAUCAGUGAUUUGAUCUGACAGGAAAGCUGAAUAUUUUGCGUUUGUCCCGUUUAAAGCCCUCUCACUGUCCUCUCACUAUUUUUAAGUAGCAAUUUAUUUUAUUCCCUAUUUGAUUAGGUUUGGUUGUCACUGGUGGGCCCAAGAUUUGCGCGUAAUUAAAUUUCUUUCUUACAUAAUAUUAUUUCAGCUCAAAUGUAACUUCGUAUGUAGAAUUUCACAUUAGAAUGUUUACUGCUCCGUACGUGAACACCUGUCUCUUACCCAACAAUAAUCGUAUUAGUUGAUGUUUACAGAAGAAAGUAUUUCGCAAAUGGCACUGUGAUUAGAACCAAAAUUUGCUUUUUUGGUCAGGAUGCUUGCACGCAAAUGGCUUUCGUAUUAGUAAAUUUUGCUCUUUAGCUAGAUUGAUAUGUAUGUGAUUUACUACUUUUAUCUGCACAUCUGUAAACUUUCUGAUAAUUUUUGUUUGGCAGUAUUCAGUUUGUCUUAAACUGUCAAAAAGCCAAAUUCUCUAAAACCUUGAGAAAAAAAAAAAUGAAAUUAUGUGCGGUAGAUUCAGAAUGAAAAGUGUAGAUAGUCAUAUGUCUCAUACAAAAUCUGUAUUUAAAACUUAUGCUCUGUCUGCAAAAUAUACCGUAGAAGGUGCUGUCUUUUAGGCCAGGUUUGCCGUUUGGAAUUUUUUUUCCUGUUUUCUGACGCAAUAGAGAAUGUUUGGGUGCCCAUUUUUGCUUCAGUUCUAAAUCCAGAAGGUCUCCAAGUACCAUAUGAGGAAAAAUUAUAGUUGCCAGUUUGGCAACUCAUUUUAAGGAGUUGGUUAUCAAAGCCCAAUAGUUUCGCUAUUGGCACCUGCAUUUUGCACAACUUCUGUCUCAAUUUUUCUUCUUUAUUCUACCCCUAACCUAACCUGUAUAAAGUAGACAGCUAGUAAGCCCAUGGAUUUGGAUUAGUACAACAUCCACCCACCCCACCCCUCCCCUAACCCAACAAGACUGGAUAGUGAGAAGUCAGUGUUGACAUUGGGUUAGGGGAGGGGUAGGUGUGGAGUUUCCAAGAAUGUUGCACUGAUCCACCUUCUCAAGGAUAUGCUAAACUAGAGUUUCUGUUUAACCCCUUUUUUCCUGGUCCAAGGUGUGGCUAGCCUGCGCCACAAAUGGACCUAAAGUUCUGGUUUAUCUGCAAAAUAAUGCUGAAAUUCUUGUUCUGGGUCCCCACCUGUGUACCAGGAUUUGAGUACUUGCCAUGAUUGGCCUGUCAAUUUGCCAAUCAGGUUGAAGGAUUGAUAUCAUUGCUGCUUUACAGAAAUUGCUGAGGUUAGAUUGAGUCUGUAAUGCAGGCCAAGUUGUGGCAAGAUUUCUUGGCUUGCUAACUUUUCUUCCUGUGGUCAAAAUCCAGUGAUUUUACCAUUCAGAUGGAACCUCCCUGGCUGAAUUUUUGCACUGUACAAUUUAUUUCUAAGUAUUUGACAAAAAAAUGUCAAUUUUUUUGGUAAUUUUUUUUUUUUUUUGCAACUGUUAGGAGUGAGAUUUGCUGAUGCUUAUGUCCACUCUAAAAGCAGACCGGGUGUUUGCUUACUUAUUUCUGCAUUUUCUUUCUAUGUAAAAUUUGCAGUAAAACGACUGAGAGAACCUGAUUCAGACAGAAGGCCUGUCCUUAUUUGGUAAGUUGUUCACAGUAAUUUUCAGAUACAAGCUGUUUAAACAGAAUAAAAUUAUAUUGAUUUGUAAUUCACAAUCAUAAACCUGUGUCAUCAUUCUUGUAUAUAUUUUGGGGUUCAAUGUUAUUUUUGGUUCAAACUUUAGUUUUCUUUGAUUUUUAGUUUGGUCAUGUAUAAUAAUAGAUUUGAACUGAAAUUAAACCAAGGAUGACACACUAAUUCUUAUAGAGUACAGGACUGUCACUAAGAGCUAGGAGCCAGGGGUAUUUCCUUUAAUUUUUUACUCCUUCCUCACGCGUCUUGUUUCUCUUGCUGAACUCAAUAUAAAGGAAACAGAAACGACUGCUAUGCAGGCUACCCCGGCUAUUAUAAACAGAGGGAAAACAGAAGCAAAAGAACUUCCCAACUGUUCAAUUCCCCUCCUUCGAACAUUACAUUUACUAAAACUCUUAAAAUCUCGGUGACAGCCAGGACAGUGUAUUAGUUUUUUGUUCAGUCUGAAGUCAACUUAGAGGUACACUGUAUGCUGUCUGUGUACAUUUUCAGCACUUUAAGAAUGGCUUGUCAUAUCUGUAAACUUGUUUUUGCAGGUUUUUUGACACGUCAAAACAGGCAGUUGGUGCAAUGUUAGUUCAUUUUGCAAACAUCUUUUUGGCUGGUCUUUUUAAAGGUGAUCCAUGUACUUGGUAAGUUGAUUUUUCUUUUUGUGUUCAUUAUUUAUCGAUGAAGAUCACAUUUACAUGUGAACAUAGUGAAAAUUUAUAAUAAUUUCUCACUCCACCCUGUUCAUAAUUUCUGAAGAUGCAUGUGUACUUCGUGAAAAUUGCUGUAAAUUUCCCACUUUACUACCCUGUUGUUGUUUAUGUGAUUUUAAGUAUGCAUAAUCAAAUGGUGACGAGUGAAAUUAGGGAAUAAUUUCAUGUGCAUUUUGUCCAAAUCCUAAUAAUUUCCCGAGCCUUCAGGCGAAGGCAAAUUAUCGCUGAAAUUUCGUGCCAAAAUUAAGGAGUAAUUCGUCACCUAUGAUAUUAUAAUAAUUAUCUUUAUUUUGUAGGUACUUGAUAAAUUUUCUUUUGGAUUCCACUCUUGGUUUGGUUGUCAUAUACCUUUGCCUUCAGUUCAUGCAAGUGGUUGUCAGAAUGUAUGACUGGGACUCACUAAGAUUUGGAGAGUAUGGUAAGCUAGAACUGUACACCCCUAUUGAGAAGGAAGAUCUGCAUUUAUUUUUCUUGAGUACCGCCUGAUACAAAACACUGCAACACUUAUAUGUCCAAUGUAAUUCAAGGCAUGCUUACACUACAGAGAUACUGGGUCCGGACAAUGUAGCAUGAUGUUUGAAACUGAAGGUCAAAAGGCUUAAAGCUAUUGCUGUGUUUCUUUGCCAGGGAACCCUCCGCAGUGCAGGGCGUGGAUGGGCCAGUGCAUCUUAUACCUUUGUGCUGUCAUUGUUGAGAAAGCAACCAUCACAUUAGUAGUACAGCUUGACUUUUGGGAGGAGGUUCGCAAGUUUAUCCUUCUACCUGUCAAGAACCAUCCCAAAAUUGAGUUAGCCAUUGUCAUGCUGAUAAUACCUUUUGUAUUUAAUGUAAGUGGAGUCUUCAAGAAAAUUAUUGCAUACUGUCACAUACACUUUGUAGCGAUGAAGUACCCUACAAUCCGUAAACAAUUAGCAUACAUACUGUAUUUAACUAGUUGAUUAAACGCCUCAGCGUUAACUAAUUUUUUUAGCAUUCCUGAUGUGAUUAUUAAUUUUGAGGGCUGUUUUUAUUUAAAAAUCGCGUUGCUUAAAUCACUGACAUCAUCUUUAAGAAAAUCAGCGUGCAAAGAAAGUAGUGUCUGAUAACCCAGGGCUAGUGGAUUUUGCUAUCGGGCUAGUGAAUUCUGUUGUUAACUUGCCCGACGGGCAAGUGAGGUUUUUUGAGCAGUUUGAAUAACAGAAGAACUACGAAAUCAAUUCUACUCGUCAAAAAGCGUCUGGGGCUAGUUGAAAUGACGUCUGGGCUAGUAGAUACUAGCUUCAGCUUGCCCGAAUAGCAAGCUGUAAAAAUGAUUUUCUUUGCACCCUGAAAAUAUUAUGUAAAACUGGAAGAUGUUUAAUGUUCCCAUGUUUCGCUGUUUUCAGCGUGAUAGAAUAAUAGAAUAUUGUAUUAUUUUAUUGUAAUUGUCUGGAUUGUGGAUAUUACAAAGCUUUACCCAAAUUUUUUUCAUGAUACUCGAAUAAUAGAAUACAUAUUUUGUAAAAAAAUUGGAGAAGUCUGCUUUAUUAAUUUAUCUUCAGUGAAUACAAAUAUUCCUGCAGAACUUGGUGAUUUUUGGCAUGGUGUACAAUAAUGGUUUCUAUAUCACAAGCUGUUCAAUAGGUCAAAACUUGGGAAGACAACUUUCAAUAAACUUCUUAUUGCUUUGAAAUUACCACUGUUGUUUUACUCUUCCUUGCAGGCCAUUAUGUUUUGGGUUGUGGACAACUUCCUCAUGCAGAAGAAGAAAAAGUUUUUUCAGAAAGACACCGCAAGAAACAGAGGAAACAAAGUGAAAUAUGAAAGGCGAACGGUAAUGAAUGGUUCAGAUGAAGAAGAGGUGCUUUUAGAAAACUUAGCUGAGGGAGAAGCUAUCACAGUUCCAGAGGACAAUGUUUAUCUCAGAGAUACAGUAAGAAGAUAAUAUCAGGCAAGACACUUGGAAGCCUAGCUGAUCUUCUCUUUUGUUCUUCUGAGUAAGGAGUGGAUAAUCAGUCACUGCAUGUGGUGAUAUACACCAGGCCCUGGUUGUUC
Molecule: messenger RNA, 4754 nt
Organism: Porites lobata
Lineage: Eukaryota; Metazoa; Cnidaria; Anthozoa; Scleractinia; Poritidae
Source: the annotation of a GenBank genome assembly